Erinaceus europaeus (western European hedgehog) is the source of this 1785-nucleotide messenger RNA. Its product is annotated as T-complex protein 11 X-linked protein 2-like. The transcript has 10 exons. Lineage: Eukaryota; Metazoa; Chordata; Mammalia; Eulipotyphla; Erinaceidae. Gene Ontology annotation, cellular component: acrosomal vesicle; sperm flagellum. Gene Ontology annotation, biological process: regulation of sperm capacitation. The coding region runs from base 39 to 1595 and encodes 518 amino acids. The record is from RefSeq and is a predicted model, not a curated record.
AGGGGCAGCCAGAGAUGUGAAGGAGGUGAGGUCCCAAUAUGCUAAGGGCCUUAAAGGAACAACUACCAGCCAUAUCUGAAGAUAAUACCAAAAUGCCCAAGACUAAGGACACUGUGCGCGGUAAUGAUUCCAGCGAAACAGAGAAAGAAGCCCCUAAGCCUAAAACACCAGCGCAGAGCCAGGAAAACAGUAGCUUUUGUUUAGAGGACCACUCUCCUGGGAGCCAACCAGAAGUACUUUCUAACAUGGACAUGAUAGAUACAUUUAACAAAGCUUCUAAUCUUAGCAUUGCUCAUGAAAUUAUGGUAAAUCAAGAUUUUUGUGUGGAAGAGAGUGUUUUACCUCCUCACAGUCUAGAAGGCAAGUUCUCGGAGGCAAUGUACAAUGCUUUUUGGGACCAACUGAAAGAACAGCUGUCAAGUUCCCCCCCUAAUUUUAAUCGUGUUCUUGAACUUCUAAGAGAAAUUAAGGAGAUGUUGAUGUCACUGCUUUUACCACAUCAGAACCGCCUAAGAAACGAGAUUGAAGAAGCUCUGGAUAUGGUUCUCCUCAAGCAGGAAGCAGAGCAUGGGGCCCUAGAUAUCUAUAGUCUUUCUAGUUACAUUCUCAGUUUGAUUACUCUUCUCUGUGCCCCAAGCCGAGAUGAAGCAGUGCAAAAACUGGAGAGCAUAACAGAUCCUGUGGAUUUACUGAGGGGUAUCUUUCAUGUUCUGGGUCUGAUGAAAAUGGACAUGGUGAACUAUACUAUCCAGAGCCUUCGAUCCUAUUUGCAGGAACAUUCCAUCCAGUAUGAACGAGCAAAAUUCCAGGAACUCCUUGACAACCAACCUAGUCUCCUUGAUUACACCACAAAAUGGCUAACCAAAGCAGCAGCAGACCUCAGUAUGCCAUCUAUGAGUGUUUCUGACUCUCCUAGUACAUCCUGUUCGCCUCCAAUUUGCCUAACUAACAACUCAGAACAUCUCAGUUCCACAAUGGUUCUAUACCAGGGUUAUCUAAACCUUCUUCUCUGGGACCCUGCAAACAACGAGUUCCCUGAGACUCUGCUGAUGGAUCGAACUCGGCUGCAAGAGAUGGAGUUUCAGUUGAUCCAGCUAACUGUACUGGCCUCAGUCUUGUUAGUGGCCAGAAGUUUCUCUGGUAAUAUUUUAAUCAACUCACCUGAUUUUGUUGCUAAACUGAAAUGCAUAACCACCACCCUGAUGGAUGAAUUUAAUGCCAAGCCCGAAGAGACUAUGCUGAGCGUGAGUGAACAGGUGUCUCAGGAAAUUCAUAAAGGUCUCCAUGACAUUGGUCACACUUCUUUGAGCAUGGAAAACACUUCAUCUCUUAUAGGCCAGAUUCAGAACAUAGCCAUGAAGGAAAAUUGUGUUCGCAGUGUCAUUGAUCAGCGUAUCCGUUUGUUUCUCAAAUGUUGUUUGGCUCGAGGCUUGAAAGAGUCUAUGUUGGACUUUCCUGGAGGCCUAAUUCUCAUCAAGGAAGAGUUGGUUGAACUGGGCUGGAAGUUUGUCAAUCUAAUGCGUCACAAUCAGCAGGUAUUUGGCCCUUACUAUACUGAGAUCUUAAAAAACAUCAUUCCUUCAGAUCAGCCUUAAGAAACAGAAGUGGAGUCUGUGUGAUAGUGCUGACUACAACUAUGGCAACAGAGACCCAGGAGAGAGGAAUGCAAUGCCAUAAUCUCACUGUAGCAAGAACCAACAUACAGGGCUGCAGGGUUCAAGCACAUCACCUCCAACUGGCCCAACCACAACUCCUUCAUUAAUAAACUUCUGAGCUGCAAGAAAA